Messenger RNA from Hordeum vulgare subsp. vulgare (domesticated barley), 1062 nucleotides. Its product is annotated as cationic peroxidase SPC4-like. Gene Ontology annotation, biological process: hydrogen peroxide catabolic process; response to oxidative stress. The record is from RefSeq and is a predicted model, not a curated record. The transcript has a single exon. Gene Ontology annotation, molecular function: peroxidase activity; heme binding. Bases 1 to 1062 code for a protein of 353 amino acids. Lineage: Eukaryota; Viridiplantae; Streptophyta; Magnoliopsida; Poales; Poaceae.
AUGGCGAUGUGGGGGAUAAGCAGCGCCGGUGCAUUGGUGCUGUCCUUGCUGACCAUCGCCAUGCUGGUCUCCCCAACCUGGUCGGUCCCUCUCGAAGGGGAAGGGGAAGGGGCUGCUGCUCUCUUAACGGACUUCCACGCCAGGACGUGUCCGCAGCUCAAGACCAUAGUGCGCUCCAUGGUGAAGGCGGCGAUAAAGCGGGAGGUUGCUCUGGCCGCCGGUCUCCUCCGCAUCUUCUUCCACGACUGCUUCCCGCAAGGCUGUGAUGCGUCCGUCUACCUCCGGGGCCGCGGGACAGAGCAGGCCAUGAGGCCCAACAAGGGGCUCCAGCCACGCGCCCUAAAGCUCAUCGACGACAUCCGUGCCAAGGUGCACGCGGCAUGCGGGCCCACCGUCUCCUGCGCCGACAUCUCGGCCCUUGCCACCCGCGAGGCCGUCAUCGUCUCCGGCGGCCCGACCUACUCGGUGCCCCAGGGCCAGUUGGACAGCUUCGGCCCUGCUCCCGAGAGUAAGGUCCUCAGCAGCCUCCCGUCACCGUCUUUAAGCAGCGUAUUCGAGCUCGGAAGGUUCUUCAGCGCCAAGGGUCUCCGCACAUGGGCUGACCUCGUCGCCCUCUCCGGGGCGCACACAAUCGGGAGGGCCGGCUGUGGAUUCUUCGGCGACCGGACCCGCCGCGGCGGCGAUGCAUUCGCGCGUAGGCUCAAGACCAACUGCACCCGCAGCCCGCAGCGGCUACAGAACCUUGAUGUGGUCACGCCGAACCUGUUCGACAAUGGCUACUACAAGGCCCUGGUGGACAGAAAGGGGGUCUUCACCUCCGACAUGGCGCUCAUCAGGAACAACAGAACGGAGCCGAUCGUGAAGCAGUUUGCGCGGGACAAGAACGCCUUCUUCAUCCAAUUCGCCAAAUCCAUGACAAAGCUCGCCAACAUGCACAGGCCCAAGGGGAACACUGGCCAGAUCCGCCGCAGAUGUUUCAGACCCAACGGCCGCCCGUAUGUCAUGGAUAUGGAUGCCGCCGUCGACGUCCAAGACGGCUACUCAGCUUCUGCCUCUGCUUGA